GAAUAAAUGCAAGUUUUUAACACGUGGGGAAAAUCACUUGACUUCCUAUAUUUACUCACUGCACAGCAGUUUGACAUUUGAUUUAAGUAAGGUAGAACACUCAGAAAACCUUUAUAUAACAAGGAUAAGAUCCUUCAAAACAUUAUUUACCAUGCGUGACAACGGAACUCCUCCUCACACCUCUUCUGACGGCCUGGGAGAUGGGUACGACGAGGACGCCAUGAUUUAUGACGAUGACGAUGAUUUCGACGAAGACGAUAUGAUUGAAAUUGUGGACGAUGACAAUGAUGGUGGUAACUUGGCCGAUGACGAAGAGGACGAGCAAAUGAAUUAUGGUGCCGGACCAGGGAUGGAAGGCUUUACAGGACAACAACCUGAUCACAUUUUGACAUCGCAUUUAGAAAAUGCUGUGUUUUGUUGUUGUUUUGAUGGAGAUGGGAAUAAGCUGAUAACUGGAGGUGAAGAUGAUCUCGCCAAUGUUUGGGAUAGUACAACUAUUGCUACCCAGUCGCCUUCUUUUAAAUGUCGAGGCCAUAAAGACUCUGUUGUUAAUGUGUCAUUUAAUUGGGACUCUACAUAUUUAUCAUCAUGUGACCUCUCGGGAAUUAUAAAAAUCUGGAAAACUACCAACUAUGAAAGUGUUGCCACUUUUGAAGCUGGAGAACUUUCAUGGAGUUUCUGGCACACUGCUAUUAAUGUUUUGUUUGCUGGUUGUGACGAUGGGUCUAUUUACAUGUGGAAAAUACCUAACGGUGAUUGCAAGAUCUACACUGGAAGCUCUACAAAAUGCGAAUGCGGAGUUUUACUGCCCGAUGGCAAGCACCUUCUGGCAGGAUAUGCUGACGGCACUUUAAAAAUUUUCGAUUUAAAAUCUGGAGAGGUUCAACACAACCUAACAAAAUCAUUUAAGCGGCCUAAUCAGAUCUUGUGUGUGGCAACUCAUGCAACUCGACAAAUUGUUGCGAGCGGCAGUGCGAAUGGCACCGUUGCCCUCUUCAAUUCACAAAAUGGAAAGUUGUUUACAACUUUGCAAGUUUGCACACCAACCGAGGAGGAUGCUGAUUGUAGUGUUGAAGGAGUUGCAUUCUGUCCUGAUGCGACAUUGGAUUACUUGGCGUGUGGUUCAGUAACCGGGGACAUUCUUAUCUGGGAUUUAUCAACAAUGACGGAGCGGAUGAGAUUGCAUCAAGAUUCCGGAAUUACAAAACUUAUGUGGGAUCCCAAGUCUCCCUUCUUGUAUACGGCUGGACUGGAUGGAGUCAUCCGUGUUAUUGAUGCUCGUUCAUGCACAAUUGAGAAAAACCUUGGGAGACACAAGUCAGAAAUUCUAGACAUGUUCGUUACAAGUGACGGAUCUAAGAUUGCAUCUACUUCGGAGGAUGGCUCUGUGUUUCUGUUUAAUUUGAUAAAAUAAUUAUUUUGUUGGAUACAUGUUAUCCAUCCCAGAAUGAUUUGAACACUUUGCAAUUAAAUAAAUGGUUUUAUUAUUCGGAUGUA
Folsomia candida is the source of this 1497-nucleotide messenger RNA. Its product is annotated as angio-associated migratory cell protein. The transcript is spliced from 11 exons. The record is from RefSeq and is a predicted model, not a curated record. Gene Ontology annotation, molecular function: protein binding. NCBI's taxonomy places the organism in Eukaryota, Metazoa, Arthropoda, Collembola, Entomobryomorpha, Isotomidae. The coding region runs from base 152 to 1414 and encodes 420 amino acids.